UAUUUGUGGCAAAUAUUUUUUAUAGUCCAUUGUUUGCCUUUACGUCUUUUAAAAAUGUGGUUAUUAUUUGUACAUCUUUUGUGAUUUCUUCUAUAGCUUAAAAGUUUUGGAUAUAUUUUCCCAGUUUGAUUAAUAUUUAAUUAUGUUUUCUUUUCAUUUAAAAAUUAUACUAAAUUCUUUUGUUCAACAAAUAUUCACCUGUCACCUACUCUGAGCCAGUCCUUAUGCUGGCUGUUUGGAGCCUGGUAGAGACCAAGAUAUAAAUUACCUCUGAUCACUUGGAAAUAGGAAAAGGUAGAUAUUUUCAAGUAAUGAUAAUCUAAUUCUAGCCUCCUAAAUGGCAGGCAAAAAGUCUUUUAAUGAAGUGCUCAUGAUGCCUGUUCAGUUAUCUUUUAGAUUUUGUUUGUGUGAGAUUAAUUGUUUCAAAUUGUCAUCUACUUAUUACAGUAUCAUUUAUUGUAUAGGUGUUUUCUAUGCAUUGAUAUAUGGUAUCCUCAAGACCUAGAGUCUUAUCCAUAUAAUAUGGAGGCAGUAUAAUGUAUGUGUCCUGGAGUCAGGCUGACUUGUGUUUAGAUCCUGGCUCUUCACUUACUAGCCAAGUGACUUUGGACAUGUUGCUUAUCCUGUCUGAACUUUUGUUUCUUCAUCAGUGAAGCAGAGUGGUAAUAUUAUCUAUUGUAUGAUUAUUGUUACAAUUAAAUGCAAAAGGGUUAACACUUUUUCAAAAGAUAAUGCAUUAUUAUAUUCUUGUCAGGUGAUCUUGAUGGUAAAUUGCCCUAUUCACGAUAACACGGUAUGUUUCUCUAUAGGUGAAAGUAACAAACAGUGAAGCAGCAUUUGGUAAGGAAAUGAGUUGCAUCAAGAAAAAGCUCAUAAAACUAGGUACUUUUCAUUGAAUCUUUUGCUUCUGAGCGAGAUGCAAGCAUAUCUACCUCAUUGUUGGAGGGUGUGUGUUUUUCCAUUAGCUCAGUGGAAUUGAAUUCCCAAUGCAUGUAGGUGAAUGGAAUGUUGUAAGAGCCUGCACAACUUGAGAUAGAAAUAAUCACAGUACUCCAUGAAGUUCUUAGAUCCAGACUUCCUUGCCUCUGAGAUGCCAGGUGCAUUAUUGGUCUUGGGCCUUAUUAUAUUGCUAUUUUAAUUUAUUCCUCUUUCCUGACCUCAACUUCAUAACAAUUUUUGUUCUUGCUUCUGGUCAUGGGUCUUGGCUUAUUCUGUUGCUAGGUAUGCUGGGCUCCUUUUCUGCAUUUGCCUUCCUUUUCACUCUUUAGCAAGUUCCCUUGCAUAGAUUCCAAAUUAACAGGGAGGGGCAGAAGGAGCAGGUGGCCAAAGGAACACUGGAAAGGUAGGAUGGGGGUGCUGAGGCAAACAGGGAGAACUAUAUUCAGUGCCCACUUACCACCUGUGGAUCUCAGCUCUUCAGCAAAAGCUUUGGGGAAACAGAGGAUCAAUGAACUUCCUGGAAUCCUAAAAAGAAUUUCUUUUUUCUUUUUCAGUCCUGACUUAAACUUGAUUGUUUUUCAAGUCAUUUCUGUGCAUUGUUUGGCAUCACUCACAUUAUAGUAUCUAUAAGAAGAAGACAUUCUGGGGAAAGAUUUUAAUCUGUUUAUAGCAAACAUAAUUAGGAGAAAGUUGUAGAAGCAAAGGAGGUUGGUGGCUGCACCAGAACAAAAAUUGUUCCGUUUUAAGGGUUACAUCAUCUCUGAGCAAAGUGAAAUGAAGGCAAAUGAGAGUGAAGACAGGUCUGCCCAAUUCCUUUUAAAGCCGCAGAAACCCAUUCAACCUUACAUCUGCUCGACUCUGGGUGAUUUUGAAGAAGAGAGAGACUUUUUGGCAAGCUACAUCUUCCCUCAGCUGAAUGAGCUCUGCAAUUCCCGGGGCACGUAUUUCAAAGCUGUGGACCUGAGGUGGUCAGGGUUGGAGGCCCAAGUACCCUCACUGUCCAAUCUGUUUAGACAGCAUUUUUGUCUCCAGUCGCAACACCUGAAGCUCUGUCUCGACUACGUGAACAGCUGCUUUCCUUUUUUCAUCUGCUUGCUGGGUCAGACAUACGGGGACUUUCUCCAUAGCUACUCACCUGUCAUGUUCUCCAAGGCAACUGACUUGUCAAGUUUAUCCAGAGUGGAACAGAAUCUCUAUGUUGCUGCAAAAAACGGUUAUCCUUGGGUCCUGGAGUAUCCCACCUGCAGUCUAAUGGAGUUAGAGGUCAUCCAAGCAGCAUUUCUGAAUGAGUCUCAAUUUCAGUAUUUUUACUUUAGGAGGGGAACCAUGCCGCUGAAGACUUGGGAUGAGGAAAAGGAGGAGAUGCUGUCUUCGGGUUGUCCGACUGACGAUGAGGAGAGAUUAAAGAUCGGAAUGCUGAAGGCCAAGAUUAUUAGCAAAGGGCUCCCUGUCAGGUUGUAUAGAGAUCUCCAUGAGUUGGGUGAGCUGAUUCUCAAGGACUGGUUGGUCGUGAUAGAGAAACUUUGCCCAGCCACUGUAAUGACGGAAAAUACAGACUUUAAGCACAACUUUGAACGUUUCUAUCAUGAAGAGUUCACUGAGAAGUGCAAGGAAGUGUUUGUUAUUUCCAAGGAGUCUAGCAGGAUCUUUGAAAUCUUGGAAAGAUUUGCCUUAAAGGAUAUGGAAUCUGAUUUUAACAGUCCUGCAGCAGGCUCCAGCUUAGACUCUGUUCUCAGAAUAAAUCCUCUUCCAGCUUACAAGUCUGUUUUGCUGUUGUCUGGAGAACGUGGUUGUGGCAAGUCCACUCUACUUGCCAACUGGGUGAACUAUUUCAAGACGAAAUACCCGAACAUGUUGCUGAUCCCUCAUUUCGUGGGCAGCACCUGUGAAAGCAGUGACAUCAUGUCCGUGAUCCAUUACUUCAUCACAGAAUUGCAGUACAAACACUAUGGUACCCAGCUUGAAACUGAUAUUCUCAAUGAAGAUGCAAAUAUCUUGGCCUUUUCACUUCUUGUGGACGUAUUCAUUGCUUCCAUCAAUGUAAAGCCAUGUAUACUUGUACUGGACGGAAUUGAAGAAUUGGCUGGCAUUUAUGGGAUUUCAGGAGAGAAGGUGAAAGAUAUCUCCUGGCUGCCAGGCUCGCUGUCUCCUCACUGCAAGUUGAUCGUGAGCACCGUCUCCUCCAGCCUGUCCUACAAGUCGCUGUGUGCCCGCCCUGACGUGAGGACAGUGGAGCUCGUCAGCGCAGUGGACAAAGAAGCCCAACUACACAUCUUUAGAGAGUAUCUCUCUUUUACCAAUAGAGACCCCUUCCGACAGAGCAGAUACAGCUUGAGGAAAAAAACAAACCUGAGUCCUUUAAAGCUCACAAUCCUGGCAAAUGAAUACCAAGAGUGCAGAAUCUACCGAAACGAGUUCCAGUGCCUGAAGGAGUACUUGGGGGUGGCCUCGAUUCAGGAGCUCUGGGCAUUGAUUCUGAAACGCUGGGUUGAAGACUAUAGUUGGACUUUGAAACAAAAAAAGGCAAAUUCUGACACUGUGGCUUCAGGAGAAGGGUUGGACGGCUGGGUGUCUGACACCCUGUGUCUGUUGAGCAUCUCGCAUUGUGGGCUGGCCGAAGACGAGAUAUACCAGCUUUUGGACAUGCUGGGCUACAAGGGGCAGUACAAAGUGACCACGUUGCACUGGGCUGCCUUCCGCAAUGCCACCAGACACUGGCUCCAGGAGAAGCCCAACGGCCUCCUGUACUUCCGGCACCAGUCCCUGCGAAGCGCUGUGGAACACAAGCUGCUGGGUGUCAUCACUCCCGUCAGAGAGAGCAGUCCAUAUAGCUUCCAGGACCCAACGAAUCACAAGAAAACACAUUUCCACCGAAUUUUGGUCAAAUACUUCCAAAGGCAAACUGAUUUCUGGAGAGUGUAUCAGGAGCUUCCCUGGCACUUGAAGAUGAGCGGCUGCUGGGAGGAUCUGAGCAGCUUCCUCUCAAGUCCCAGCAUCACCGACUUUAUAACAAAGACCCAAAGCCCGAGCUUCUGGACAAGGCUGCACCUCAUCCACUACUGGAAUGUGUUAUCAGAAAUGGGAUAUGAUGCUACUGAAGCCUAUUUGCUCACAGCGGCCAAGAUCAAAGCAGAUCAGUGCCAGAAAAUGAAGAAGAGAUGUACGCUCUCAGUGUUGGAAUGCAGGCUUUUUAAGGUUACUGCUGCUGACAAAUGCCGAUUAAUAUUCUUUAUUGCAAGAUUUCUGAAGCUUCUGGGCAAGACCAGUGAAGCGGAAGAGUUAUUCUUGAGCAUUGAGAACAUGUUACUGCAGAGUCCGUCCAUGACCAAAAUGCUUCCCAGAGUGCAGAAUGCUAUCGGGGAGCUCUGUCUGGAAAUAGGGAUGACUCAGGAAGGCUUCCAGUAUUUCCAGAAAGCGUGGUUCAACCUGCUGGAAUUUUCAUCCAGAAAUUUAAAAGACAACCAGGACUUGGUAAAGCAAAAAGGCAGAGUGCUGAACAACCUGGCAAAGUCAGCAUCUGAGGAGUACUUAAAAGAAAACCAUAUUUUGCAAUGUGCUACCGAAAUUUCCAGCUUACUGGACAGCAAUCCCUGCGACCAGGCCACCAUGAAAUACACCGAAGGUGUUCUAACAUUUGCUGCUGGAAACACUUGUCUUGCAAAAAUGAAACUUCAGGAAUGCUUAAAUAUCAGGAGAAAUUUGUUUGGUGAGAAAAGCAUCCUAGUUGGAGAAAUUAUGGAAUUUUUAGCAGAUUUACUGUUUUUCCCACUGAGACACAGUGAAAGAUUCCAAAGGAAGCAAGCAAUUGAAUAUUAUAAACAAGUGAUAAAAAUAAAGGAAAAUGCGGGCACUCUGGCCAACUCCUCACUCGUCAGGAAUCAACUGAGCAUUAGCCUAAGUGAUACCUUGUGUAAAUUAGCAGGUCAGUUACUGGUAAGUGACUCCUGUCAUCAAGUCAUGUUGGAGGCUGUGGGCUAUUUGUACAAAUCACUUGAUUUAAGGGCCACCUACCUUGGAUAUUCUCAUUCAUCGAUCCCUGGAAUCCUACACCUUCUAAGGGAAGUUGAGCGGACUUGGGGUAGGAGAUAUUGGCCUCAAGGUAUGAGCCAGCAGUCUUCUGAAGGUCCUAGGCAUGGCGCCUCAUUUUUGGAGCACUUGCUUAAAUUAAACUAUCACAGUGCUCAGAGUUCAGACACGGUGAGCUCAGCAAUGUGCACCAAAGCAGAUAAGCUACAGGGGGCUAAAAGCUUGGACUUGGUGGCUGAGACAAUUUCAGAUAAAUCAAAACAUGCUUCAGGACAAGGGAAAAAGCUCUUGAGACCCAUUGUUUCCAUUUCAGCUGUGGAAAAGACUCGAUGGAAGACACAGAGUAAUGUUGAAAUAUGGAAUGGCCUGGAAAAAGAAGCAGUGAAGAAAAAGAAAGAUUAUUCCUCUAAAACUUUACCUUUGGGUAAAAUGGAUGGUGUAGUAAAGCUUUCACGGCAACGGAUUUUGUCAGCUAAAAGUGAGAGUGAAAAAGGCCUAAUUAAUGCAAAUUACCAGCAUCCUCUGGUAGAGUCUCUUAGCGCAAAUAAUCCCUGGAAAUCUGUAUCUGAGCUCGUCUCAGAGAAGUGGCUUUUUCAUAGCCCAGAUUACAGUUCAGUUUCUCACAAGUGUUUUUUGCAGAGAAGAUCUCAGUUUGAAACAAAGUUGAUGAAGACCUCAAAUGAUACUAAUAAAGAUUUUCAUGGGCUCUUCUGUGUAACUUUUUUCUACUUGUCAUUAUUUAGAAUUCUUCGAUGAGAUAUUUUCUGGUGAUAAUCAAGUUCGGGGAUUUUAUUUUUAUUUUUUAGCCCCUUGAAAUAUUGAAACUGACUGUAGCUAAAAAGAACACUUUUUAAGUCAUUCAUAUUUCUGUGGUAAGUAGAAAACUGUUGAUAUCACAGGGUUCCACAUCUAAAAAUAAGUGGAGAUAAUGUUACUAAAGUUAUAAUUGUGUUACUUUUACUAUCAUUUGUCUAUGAAUUUAUGAAUUAAUGUUUCAUGUACACAAAGUUUAUAAUUGCUGUCACCACAUCUCUUAAGUAACAUAAGGAGAGACAUAAAUUGGAAUAAACUAAAACCA
Molecule: messenger RNA, 6043 nt
Organism: Bubalus bubalis (water buffalo)
Lineage: Eukaryota; Metazoa; Chordata; Mammalia; Artiodactyla; Bovidae
Product: putative tetratricopeptide repeat protein 41
Cellular component (GO): Cul4-RING E3 ubiquitin ligase complex
Molecular function (GO): protein binding
Source: RefSeq, a predicted model, not a curated record